Molecule: messenger RNA, 4786 nt
Organism: Rhea pennata
Lineage: Eukaryota; Metazoa; Chordata; Aves; Rheiformes; Rheidae
Gene: CYTH3
Product: cytohesin 3
Exons: 13
Coding region: 114-1307 (397 amino acids)
Biological process (GO): regulation of ARF protein signal transduction
Molecular function (GO): guanyl-nucleotide exchange factor activity
Source: RefSeq, a predicted model, not a curated record
AGCGCGGCGGCGGCGGCGGUGUGGAAGCGGCGGCGAGGCGCCGAGCGGGUGGAGCGAGCCGCGGGCCUCCCUCCGCCGCGGCCGGUGCGGAGCGCGCUGCCUGCGGCCCCAACAUGGACGAGGAGGGCGGCGGAGGCGUGCCUGAUGACCUCUCCAUAGAAGAAAGAGAAGAACUUUUAAAUAUUCGUCGCAGGAAAAAAGAACUGAUUGAUGAUAUCGAGAGAUUAAAAUUUGAGAUAGCUGAGGUUAUGACAGAAAUCGAUAAUCUGACUAGCGUAGAAGAAAGCAAAGCUACACAAAGAAAUAAGCAAAUAGCUAUGGGAAGGAAGAAAUUCAACAUGGAUCCUAAGAAGGGAAUACAGUUUCUGAUAGAAAAUGACCUCCUGCAGAACACUGCGGAAGACAUAGCACAAUUCCUGUAUAAAGGAGAAGGAUUGAAUAAAACGGUAAUCGGAGAUUACCUUGGUGAAAGAGAUGAAUUUAAUAUUAAAGUUCUUCAGGCUUUUGUUGAACUCCAUGAGUUCGCCGAUCUCAAUCUUGUACAAGCCUUAAGGCAGUUUCUGUGGAGCUUCAGACUCCCAGGGGAAGCUCAAAAAAUUGAUCGUAUGAUGGAAGCUUUUGCUUCACGUUACUGUCUUUGUAACCCAGGAGUCUUUCAGUCUACAGAUACAUGCUAUGUGCUAUCGUUUGCGAUCAUUAUGCUAAAUACCAGUCUGCACAACCACAAUGUAAGAGAUAAACCAACAGUAGAGAGAUUUAUUUCUAUGAAUCGUGGAAUUAAUGAAGGUGGAGAUCUUCCAGAAGAGUUGCUACGGAAUUUAUAUGAAAGUAUUAAGAAUGAGCCGUUUAAAAUUCCAGAAGAUGAUGGAAAUGAUCUAACGCAUACAUUUUUUAAUCCAGAUAGAGAAGGUUGGCUGCUGAAAUUAGGAGGGGGAAGAGUGAAAACGUGGAAACGAAGAUGGUUUAUUCUGACUGAUAAUUGCCUGUAUUAUUUUGAAUACACAACAGACAAAGAACCUAGAGGAAUUAUUCCUUUGGAAAAUCUUAGUAUAAGAGAAGUUGAAGACCCUCGAAAACCAAACUGCUUUGAGCUCUAUAACCCCAGUCAUAAAGGUCAAGUAAUUAAAGCCUGUAAAACUGAAGCUGAUGGCAGAGUGGUAGAAGGCAACCAUGUAGUAUAUAGGAUAUCUGCUCCAACCCCAGAAGAAAAGGAGGAGUGGAUUAAAUCUAUCAAAGCAAGUAUCAGCAGAGAUCCCUUCUACGAUAUGUUGGCAACAAGGAAACGAAGAAUUGCAAACAAGAAAUAGAACUUGGUCAGCGAUUUGUAUAGCUGCAUCAGCCUAAAAAUGAGUAUACAGUUGAGUGAUAAAAAAAGUAAAGUAAAAAUUGGAUAAACUAAACUACAAUUAUUGUAAAUUGUAUAUAUACACGCUUUACUACAACAUAAAAUCUUGGCAAGACCUUCCAGGAUAAAUAGUUCUUGGUAUAUACUUUGAAGUAAGCUUCAAAUCCCAGAGGAUGAUUUUGUUGAGACUUAAUUCAAUUGAAAACGUGGAAGCCUUGCUUUCACUUAUAUUACUUGCAGCUCCACUGUACUUGGGUUGCAGAAAACUGAAGAAAUUUCAGGCUAACAGUACAAUAUCUUAUACCUGUUUCUUGAGCACGUUGCCUAUAAAGGAGAAGUGAUUAUAAAUUACAAGUACUUUUAUCUCUCACUAAAAUGCAGCACUAACAAAUGAGUACAGCGUGAACUAGCACUUAAUCUUUCUGUAAGCAAAAACCCCAAAAUAUUAAUACAAACUUACAAAUCUUGUGUGUUUUGCAGUAAAUGAACAGCUGAGUGAAGCUCUCGCUUAGCAUUCUCUCUCCUGUUUUAUAUGGAAAUAGCUUUUCUUCAGAAAUGCAACUCAGUGGUAAACUGGCAGCUACAUCAUUAACUAGUUAUGCCAAAGGCUUUGGUUAAUACGCACUGAAAAAACGCAGCUCCCAACAGCAAAGGUUUGAGACUGUAGACGUGACAGUGAAUACAGAUGUGGUUUAAUACUUGCCAGUAGGCUAAAACUCAUUCCUGUCUGCUCAUACACUCACGAUAAGCAGUGAGAUUUAAUGACUGGUUUAAUGUACUUUUUAUAUAAUAACAUCCUCCUUAUUUUUUAGGUAUGUUAUAGUUUAAUUAACAUUAAGUUGCCAUUAAAGGAAUAAGAUGACAGGGCUGACAUUGAUUAUAAGAGUCUAGGUUUUGCAUGUGAAAACAUCCCCAAAACUUCGUAUGCAUUUAACUUUUUAAAAGUGGGGUGAAGAAGGUGUGAUCUUUCUCUAAAAUACAGUUCUAGUUAAGCAAGCAGGAUUCGUUCCUUUGCUUGAUAACAAACUUUGGACAUAUGGAAAGGUUCACUAUUUUCAUUAUAUUCUUAAAGGCGAUUUUUCAGAUCUGUGCUUCAGUAGUUGAAAUUGAAAAACUGAAUGGACAUCCUUAUUUUUACUCUUAAGAACAAAGUUUUCUACAAUUACCCGGUGCAACUAUACUUUCCCCCUGCCAUUCUCUGUUGUAAAUUGUUGGAUGUCUUUCUGUGGUCCUACUCUAACAGUCUUUCAGUAACACAUGUAAGCUACUGUUGUGACAGAUUUUACUGCAACACUUUUCUAUUAAUAGUGCACGUAAAUACUUCUACUAUUAAGGUGACACCUCUCUCCAAUGCCGCCCCCCACCCCAGUUCCACAGUGGGGGCAGAAGUGUUUUUGGACCCUACUGCUUCUGUUAGUACUCCAUUUUCCAGAAACUAGUUGAACCUGAGCCGUGCCUACUGUGCCAGUGAAUGCUUCGGAGACCUGAUACUCUGUCAAAGUGAUUUUACUUCUCGGUUACGGAUGCAUCUCUGAAUACGUUUUAGGGAAUUGUGCUGCAGUGACAAAAAUACAGAUCUAUUAAUUUAAUCUAUUUCACAUCUUAUUUUAUUUUUAAGGGAAAGUCUGUUUCAUGAUUCCUGUCUUAUUAAUUUGCUUUAUUCUGCAUGAGAUACCAGCCUGUGAAUGUUCUGUUUUAUUAUGUGUUUCUCAAGAGGCUGAAAGAAUGGAGUAAACUUUUUUGCACUAUAAAUUUCCUCCAGUAUGUGUGGAACUGUAGUUGACUCAGAUAAAAAGUUUGGAUCAGAAUGUUUUUAAGGAACAAAAUUCAAGCAAAGGGGUUAGAACCCUUCAAUAAACAGUAUGGGGAAGCUGUUGCUUAAUGGAACCUAUUUAAACUCUUUGUAGACACUAGUUAAGUUGCAUGUCCCAUGUUUGCAGAGCUGCCAACAUAGUAACUUGUUUUGAUUCUUCUGCAACUUUUUAAAGUUUUGAUUUCAAGCAAAACAUCCAUCAGUUUUAGCCUUGACAAAUAGGUUUGUAAGGCAAGUAGCGAUAAACCAGAAUCGGUGGUACUAAUGAGUGUAAAGCUGAAAUGCAGCACUUAAAGUAUUUCUGGAGAAAUGUGAGAUUACGAAAGCAUUAAUAAGCCAUGAAGCACUUUUGUAUCCAUUCUUAUCUUCUGAAAUAUCACCUUCAAGAAAAUCUAUUUAUUUAACCAGAUGAGAAUGUCUGUCUAUAAGCAUGAAGAAAAUGCCUUGAGAGUUCACUUACUAAGUUUAGUUUGAAGUUUUUAUAUCCUGCAGAAAUAAUACUUAGAGUAACAUGUAACUGAGGAUAUUAUAGCAGGAAAUAUAUUAUUUCUUAGCAUUAAAAAGCGCCAUCUUAAACAGCUAUUUGUGGUGCUCAACAUAUCUAUUUAAUUUACUACCAAAGCUAACGGAAUAGCGUUCUUGUGUGUGAUAAUAUUUGAUUACAGAUGUUCUUGUAACAGUAUUAACAGGGAAUGAAAUUGGCCCAAAAUUUCCACUGGCCACAAGGCCAGUAAAACGAAGUGGCUUGUGAAAAUUUUGGCCAAAUCAGGUACUAUCCGUGAGGGUAAAACAAAAAAAUCUCUUAACUCUUUUUUGUUUAUUUGUUAGUGGGCUUAAAGUCCAGGUGUGGUUACUAGGAGUAGCUGCCCUGUGGCCUAAAGCAGUAUCUGUUACAGUUUGGCCAUGCUGAGGAAAAGUCAUCUGGCGACAACAGACUUCUCCCACCCUGUUGCACUGAAAAAUUUGUGUAGUUCUUCAGCUCUGUAAAUUUUGCCUUUUAACACUACAGGGGCCAGCAAGAGCCGCGACUACUUCUGCCACGUGUAUGGCUUCCUAUUUGGCCGCUAACUUCAGUCACGCUGCCAGUGCAAUCUAGGGAGAAAACUGUACGUAAUACUUAAGCUCAGCUGGACUGACUUAAACUUUACAACAUUCUGACAAAAUAAGCUCUACAUCACUUAACAUUUUGAAUAGUUUUAAACUGGUACAAAACUGAACCUUUAUAAACUGAGCAGCAUUUAUAAUGCUUCGUAUAUAAAAACAAUGCAUAUUUUUAAAAAUUUAAUACAUAUCUAUGUAGAUAUGCUUGCUGGAAAAGCUAGGUCUGUUGUAGACCAAAUGCUACAAAUUAAGACUUGUGGCUUACCAGUUUCAUUUCUAUAUUUUCUUGGAAAAUGUUUCUAGUUAUUAGAGUUUAAAUAUAAAAUGUAAAUAAAUACUGUACAGAUCUGUAUUGAUAUGAGUAUUACUUGGUGUACACAAGUGGUUUGCAUGACACAUUCUGUAUCAAUCAUUGUUAAAAAUGUGAUGUUCUAUGUAAAUCGACUGCAAUAUUAAUGUUUUCAUUUAUCAUUAAGAUAUGUUGCUUAAAUCUGGAGAUUUUCUCAGAAAUAAAGUAUGAAACUAUA